Messenger RNA from Macrosiphum euphorbiae (potato aphid), 627 nucleotides. Lineage: Eukaryota; Metazoa; Arthropoda; Insecta; Hemiptera; Aphididae. The record is from the annotation of a GenBank genome assembly.
AUGGACGCAAGUACAGCCAUUGGAACAACAAUUUUAGAUUAUUCUUAUAAACCAACAUUAUCUUUUUUAACAAUGCCGUGGUUAUCUGUGUACUGUGGUCGCGCUGAAACUGGUGGAAACAAUGUAGAGUCAUUCAAGGUUGCAGACACAAAUAGUAUCGCAUUAACUAAUAGUUAUACAAUUAAUAAUACUGACGGUAGUUAUAAAACCGAUACCAGUAAUCAGUAUUCUUUAUUGACAGACGCUAAAUGGAAAACAAUAUUUAAAAACAAUUUUAAUCGUUAUAUUGAACCUAUUGAAUGUGGACAAUAUAUUAAACAAGGACUUCGUACUGCGUCGUCUGUAAAAAUACAACCAUCAUUACAUGUUGGAGUUUGCCCUGUUCCACAAUUAACAACAACAAAUGCUAAUUUUGUACCAGAUAAAUUUACGGACAUUGAAUGUUUAUGGGACAUUGAAACUGAACUUAUAUGUGAAUAUGGAUUGCCAUAUACAUAUACUACAUUUCCUACGUGCCAUACAGAACUCGAAAAUACAUCCAUGGUUGUUGAUAAAAAUACAUCAGAGUCCAUGUUCUGGGAAGAACUAAGUUCAUUCAACAAUCAAUUUAUAUCACCGUCUGCAUAG